AUGUCAGGGCUGGUUUCCGAUGAGGUCGCCGAGGACUACAAGAACUCCUUGGAGGAUCUAACCACCAACGAUAGGUUCCAAAUCAGCAACCUGACUGUCAUAGCCAAAGAAAACACCGAAAAUGCUAUGGCUAUCUCGCGAGUUUUGGAGAAUCACAUUCGAUCAACACCACCCCCGCAGAAGCUGCCGGCGCUUUAUGUAGUCGAUUCGAUCGUCAAGAACGUGGGAACACCAUACACGCUCUUCCUGGGACGAAACAUGUAUCAGACCUUCAUGAACGCGUACACGCUGGUCGAUUCGCAGACUCGCCGCAAGCUGGACGAGAUGCUCAAGACAUGGAAGGAGCCGGUGCCAGGCUCCUUGGAUACUCGCCCAGUCUUUCCAUCCGAUAUCACCCGCAAUAUCGAAAGUGCUCUCAUCAAGGCGCGCACGGCAGCUCUGCAGCAGCAACAGGCCCGAGGCCAGCCGGAUAUCCUCAAUCGCGGCUGGGGAAGUGCUACCCCGACAGGAUGGACUAAUAGUCCUACGCCUCCCCAGAAUAUCGCCCGACACCCGCCAAUCCAACCAUAUCUGAACAAUGGACAUGGACUUGGUACAUCGGUAAGGAUUCUAUGCGCCAGCCUCGGCGGCAGUGCUGUGCUAACCCAAUCCACAAGACCCCCCCCGCAGCCCCAUCGGCCCGAUGCCAAUCUGGACUCUCUCAAUAGGGACUUAGAUGCGUUAGUCGCUUCUGCGCGAACCGAUUUCGCCAACAGUCCCUUCGACCCGGCCUCUCAACAGCGCUUGAAGGCCCUGCUGGAUCUCCAAGGUAUUCUACAGCGACAGCAACUCACUCAAGAACAAUUCAAGCUUGUCCGUGAUCAAGUCUCUGCACUGGCUGCAACGCAGCCGGCAUCCACCACCCAUAGCCCUCCUACGAAUGGCCCAGCAGUAUCAGCUCCUCCCGUGUCCACCUCCACUCCGCCUGCACAACCCGUGUCGCAACCGUUACAGCAGCUUCUCAAUCCUGGCACGCUAGCGGAGCUCAUCAAAGCCACCGCUGUGCGCCAGCAGCCCACUCCUCCACCACACAUUCCUAACGUCCUCCCUCAAGUGCCUCAGAUCCCUCAGCCCAAUGCCACACCGCAGCCUGCAGUCGCAGAAAAUCCUCUAAUCGCGGCCCUGAGAGCGCGUGGUCUCUUGCCUGCGUCAUCGGCGCCGCCAUCUCUCGCACCGUCACCGGGGACACCUGUUGCCGGAGGACCUGGCUUACCAUUCCUUAUGCCGGGUCAAUCUCAUUCUACGCCCCCAGUUCCGAAUCCCCAGGCGCCUCCACCGUCCAACGUUUCAUCUGUAGUCCCGAUGAACACUGCAUCUAUGAAAAUACCUCGAAUGGCUCUUAUCGUCUCUCUUUAUGAAGCACGUCCGAACCGAUGUGGAACCUGCGGACGCCGAUUCCUCACGACGGAAGAAGGUAAAGAAAAGAAGGCUCGGCACUUGGACUGGCACUUUAAAACCAACCAGCGCAUGGCAGAAGCUGCCAAGCGGGCCCAAACCCGCAGCUGGUAUGUCGACGAAAGAGAUUGGAUCAAAUCCCGAGAAGAUGGCGAUGACCAAAGCUCUGUCGACCCCGAGGCCACUGGAGCUGUGGGAGUGGAUAGCAAUGCGUCCAAGCAAGGACCGCCCAAGCCGUGGAUCCGUGCCCCGAACGACGCCAUGCUCCGCAACACGCCGUGUCCCAUCUGCCAGGAGAAAUUCGAGUCAACAUGGUCUGAAGAUGUGCAGGAUUGGAUUUGGCAGGAUGCGGUCAAGGUUGGCAGUCGGGUGUAUCAUGCCAGUUGCUAUGCCGAAGUGACCAAGGAAGUCCCAGUGCGCGGUGGAACGCCGCAAGCCCGGACUGGCACGCCCGACUCGGUGCUGGGCAAGCGCAAGGCUGAGGGUACGGAAUCUCCUGGACUCAAAGUGCGCGUCAAGACGGAGCCCGCGUGA
Messenger RNA from Penicillium alfredii, 1968 nucleotides. Its product is annotated as putative mRNA cleavage factor complex component Pcf11. NCBI's taxonomy places the organism in Eukaryota, Fungi, Ascomycota, Eurotiomycetes, Eurotiales, Aspergillaceae. Bases 1 to 1968 code for a protein of 655 amino acids. The record is from RefSeq and is a predicted model, not a curated record. Gene Ontology annotation, biological process: termination of RNA polymerase II transcription. The transcript is spliced from 5 exons. Gene Ontology annotation, cellular component: mRNA cleavage factor complex; cytoplasm. Gene Ontology annotation, molecular function: mRNA binding; RNA polymerase II complex binding.